Messenger RNA from Saxophila tyrrhenica, 804 nucleotides. RefSeq lists its product as uncharacterized. Lineage: Eukaryota; Fungi; Ascomycota; Dothideomycetes; Mycosphaerellales; Extremaceae. The transcript has a single exon. The coding region runs from base 1 to 804 and encodes 267 amino acids. The record is from RefSeq and is a predicted model, not a curated record.
AUGAAGCUCAGGGUCCGGAAACACGAACCAGGCUUCGACCCACAAGCGCCAUUCGGCCAAAUGGUCACCGGGGAUAACCAUUUUGUUCGAGAGGUGCCGCUCCUCAUUCAUUGUGUCAAAGAGGUGCCGCUGCUUGCGGACAUUUCAGUGGUUUGUGGGCCAUGCUGGAAGCAGAUGUGUCAUAGGGUGCUUACAUGGGGUGACACGGGGAUUUAUAGCCGCAGAUGGGAAGCCAUGCUGGCUGCGAAGACGUUCGAGGAGCUCGAUGCCGCGAUAGAUCUCGUACCCGACCCAGCUCCGACUACAGCAGAGCUAACUAGUGAGAAUUACGAUAUCUACAAUCGAGGACUACUCACACAUACAACAAACGACCACAAGGAUCACACCACAGCCUUCAAAUAUCACUUCAAACACGCAUACAAGUUACCUAUCCUUCAGGGGGCCAGGACAUGCUAUGUUUGCACCGAGGGCAUGCAUUUUGCGCACAUGAACAGAUCCACCGUCGAUCCCAGCAACGACAAAUGGGCUCUUAUUGAGGCUUGCACCAAUUUCGAGGAGCUGAAGGCGAUUCUUUGGCCACCGCCGGUCGCAGUCAAUGGGAGCUGUCCGAUCUGCCGGCGAGCAUACGAGGCUCGUGGCCCCGGCAACCACAGCAGCGUAGGCUCAGGACGGCAUGAGUACACAGGCCUUGAGAAACUCGCCAGCGUAUCGCCGGUGACCAUCCAAGGCAGCACAUGUAUGAGAUGCUACCUACACCUUAUUGACGUGCGAAGCCGCUUCCGCACACUCCCAGCAUCGGCAUAG